Condylura cristata (star-nosed mole) is the source of this 2500-nucleotide messenger RNA. It is a transcript of the gene HSF4, whose product is annotated as heat shock transcription factor 4. Gene Ontology annotation, molecular function: sequence-specific DNA binding; DNA-binding transcription factor activity. The coding region runs from base 393 to 1847 and encodes 484 amino acids. The record is from RefSeq and is a predicted model, not a curated record. NCBI's taxonomy places the organism in Eukaryota, Metazoa, Chordata, Mammalia, Eulipotyphla, Talpidae. Gene Ontology annotation, biological process: regulation of DNA-templated transcription. The transcript is spliced from 13 exons.
GGCGCGGGCUUCUCUGGCCUCCUGUCCACCUGAGCAACCUGGAGCUUCACUGUGCCCAAAGGCGUUCAGAUGGCCCAGACCACACCCAGCCAUGCAUGGCUGAUCUCUCCGAAGAACAAAGGGGGAAACUUCGGGCCCAACCAAGGUGGAACUUGAACGCAGGUCUUCCUGCCCACCGCCCCUCCACAGCCGCGACCCUGCCUGCGUGUCUUUGUGCUGGGCGCCGGUCCGGCCCCGCCCUCGGGCUCCCACGCGGCCCCCACCUGACCUGACCCGUGCGCGGUGGGCGGAGUGGGACCCAGCGGGCGCAAACGCAGCACUUUCCGCGGCUUUGAGAAGCCGGUGACUGCGGGGCCCCAGGGCUGAGCGCACAGCAGCACCGAGACAGCGCUAUGCAGGAAGCGCUGGCCGAGCCACGCACGGAGCCCGGCCCCAGCCCGGUGCCAGCUUUCCUCAGCAAGCUAUGGGCGCUGGUGGGCGAUCCGGGCACCGACCACCUGAUCCGAUGGAGCCCGAGCGGGACCAGCUUUCUUGUCAGCGACCAGAGCUGCUUCGCCAAGGAAGUGCUGCCCCAAUACUUCAAGCACAGCAACAUGGCAAGCUUCGUGAGGCAACUCAACAUGUACGGUUUUCGGAAGGUGGUGAGCAUGGAGCAGGGCGGCCUGCUCAGGCCGGAGCGCGACCAUGUGGAGUUCCAGCACCCGAGUUUUGUGCGUGGCCAUGAACAGCUGCUGGAACGUGUGCGGCGCAAGGUGCCCUCGCUGCGCAGUGAGGACGGCCGCUGGCGCCCCGAGGACCUGAGCCGGUUUCUGGGCGAAGUGCAAGCUUUGCAGGGAGUGCAGGAGAGUGCCGAGGCCCGGCUGAGGGAGCUCAGGCGGCAGAACGAGAUAUUAUGGAGGGAGGUAGUGACCCUGCAGCAGUGCCACAGCCAACAGCACAAGGUCAUCAGCAAGCUAAUCCAGUGCCUCUUUGGGCCACUUCAGGCUGUGUCCAGCAGCACGGGCGUUAAGAGAAAGCUGUCCCUGAUGCUGGAUGAGGGGAGUUCAUGCCCAACACCGGCCAAAUUCAGUACCUGCCCCCUACCUGAAGCCCUCCUGCAGGAUUCCUGCUUUAUACAGUUGCCCCUCCCAGAGACCAGCCUGGGCCUCAGCAGUCCUUACAGGGCAAGAAGCCCCAUCAUCUCUGACAUCCUGCAAGGCUCUCCAUCACCUGAAGGGACCAGGCUUUUUCCCUGCAGUGCUGGUAGGGGGGAGAAGGGCCUGGCACUGCUCAAGGAAGAACCAGCUAGCCCAGGGCUGGAAGGCCAGGCCGGGCUGGCUCUGGCCCCAAAGGAGUGUGACUUCUAUGCGACAGCACCCCCACUGCUGCCUGUGGCUGUGGUGCAGGCCAUCCUGGAAGGGAAAGAGAGCUUCAGCCCUGAGGGACCCGGGAAUGCCCAAGAGCCCGAGCCAAGGAGUGCCAGGGAGGUCCCUGAGAGGGGAUGGCUGGGCCUGGAGAGCAGAGAGCAGAGCCCAGAGAGUCUGCUGCCUCACAUGUUGCUUCUGGCUCCCCCUGAAAGUGUGGCACCUGCAGGACCCCUAGAUGUGCUGGGCCCCAGCCUCCAAGGGCGAGAAUGCACCCUGGACACUGAGUUGUCCCUGGCUCCCCAGUUCUCCUCUCCAGCUGGUUCCUGGGGUUCUCACAUGCAGAUGCAACCCUUGGUUCCAGAGAGGGAUGAGGAGACUGAGUUGGCAAUCAAAGGGUUGACUUCUCUAGGUAAUGGGAAGGACUCCACACCCGGGACACCACCCCUGCUGGAUGUCCAAGCAGCUUUCGGAGGCCCAGCCUUUGGCCUCCUGGAGCUUUAAGUCAUUUACAGCACCCCCAUGAGCCUGCCUCCUACCUGGCCCAGCUCUCUCUCAGAGGCCAGCAGGCUGAGGGACUCUGGCCUGCCUCAGCUCGCCCUUCUCCGCUUUCUGGCGCCCCCUGGAGGAGGCUUCGCGAAGUCCCAGCUACUUGGCUGUCCCUCUCCAUUACCAAGCCCUGCACAUAAACUGCUUUUCUUUUCUUUUCUUUUUUUCUUUCUUUCUUCUAUGUCUCUGGUCUUUUUUUUUCUUUACCUAUCAAGGAGAGACCAUGGUUUCUGAUGGGUGUGGGGAGUGACUUUACAUUCGUGGAAACAUUGGGGUCCUUGAGCCUUAAUGAAGGAACCUUUGGAGAGUGUAGGUGUUUGGGUCACCAUCUCCCAGUUCUGCUAGGGCCCUGCCUGAUGCUCCUGGCUGCAUCCAAGGCAGCGUGUAGCCAACACAACCUCCAGGAGAAGGGGACUUUUGGGUCACAGUUCUGCAAAGCAUCCACUUUGUGAACCUGGGUAAGCUGGUCCCCUUCUCUGAGCCUCACCCGUGACAGGCAAGAGGGAUCCACCAUAGAAUAGGCGGAAAGCACCUGGGAAUUGCCAGGCCCAGAGUAGGCACUGGGUACUUGGGGAGCAAGAUGAGCUGCCCCCUCCCUGACUCACCCG